Ostrinia furnacalis (Asian corn borer) is the source of this 367-nucleotide messenger RNA. RefSeq lists its product as uncharacterized. The transcript is spliced from 2 exons. The record is from RefSeq and is a predicted model, not a curated record. Bases 38 to 367 code for a protein of 109 amino acids. Lineage: Eukaryota; Metazoa; Arthropoda; Insecta; Lepidoptera; Crambidae.
AGAUAUUCGUUCAGUUAGUUUGUGAUUGAGACAAAAAAUGUUUACGUAUUUAGUGUUUGUGACUUUGGUAGUUACAGUGGUUUAUGCUGAUUCAGUGUCCUUUAUCACCAAAUGCUAUGCGAAAGACGACGAAUGCAUAACGAACUCUACAAACGCAGCUAUACCAGUUUUCACUGCUGGUGUCCCCGAGUAUGGUGUGGAAACAUUGGACCCAGUAACCUUCGAGACCAUAGACUCGUCUGCCCCUAACCUCAAUUUGAUGUUGGACUCUAUAACCGUUNCGGCGCUCGGGCGAGUUAAUAAAAGAAGCUACGCAGUCGUCGGAGCGCCACUACGUUUUCGUAAUUCGAAGUGUAAACUUGAAUAG